Messenger RNA from Magallana angulata, 1108 nucleotides. RefSeq names its product kyphoscoliosis peptidase-like. NCBI's taxonomy places the organism in Eukaryota, Metazoa, Mollusca, Bivalvia, Ostreida, Ostreidae. The coding region runs from base 131 to 778 and encodes 215 amino acids. The record is from RefSeq and is a predicted model, not a curated record. The transcript is spliced from 2 exons.
AAAUCCCCUGUCUCUUCACAUCACCAGUCGACGUCUGCUCAUCUCGCCGUCUCCCCGCCGUCCUAGCGUGUGCGGUUCAGUGUCUUAUAUUUUUUGUACUUGCCUGCUUGCUGUGUGUCUGUCCGUGAGAAUGUCGAAGCCCGAACUUCCCCGCGGGUACCUGGGCGCCCAACCCAAGUUCUCUGAGUUCAAACUGAGUACGCUCAGCCACAAUGAGCCCGAAAUUACCACCGACUCAAACGAGGUAGAGGUCAAAUUCCGCAUGGGUCAGCCGGUCAAGGUCACUGGAAACUUGAUAGAGACCAGCACGACCAAGGACUACUCCAAUCUACUCUUCACUCAGACCCAGGGGGACGUUGUCAGUUAUAUCAUCCAGCUGCCUAACCCUGGCUUUUACAAGCUCCAAAUUUACGCACUGCCCGUGAGCGAUGAUAGCAAGACACUUCCGGGGGUGUUCAACUACUUGAUCAACUGUACCCGCGCCCCCAAACCCGUCCAGCCCUUCCCCAAACAGUACGCCCAAUGGAAGGAAGGCUGCUAUCUCUAUGAGCCGCUGACCAUCCCUAAUGCAGACGGCACUGUCAAUUUCAAAGCGGUGGUCCCUAAGGGUAAACAAGUCGCCGUCACUGUGAACGACACGUGGACUCAACUCAAAAAUGCCGGAAGUGACGUAUGGGAAGGCGCCGUUAAAAUUGUAAAAAACUCUCGGGUUACCCUGAAUGUUAACUACGGAGGAGAUGAAUCGAAGUAUUCAACUCUUCUGGAGUACAACUUGUGAAGUUGUGAAGAAUAAAUAUUUUAGAACAUUUUAAAAAAUAGACUUCUUUCCAAUUUUAUAUAGACGCUCUUGUGAUUACUAGGAAGUUACUUAGAUCAACAUUUUAAAAAAAAUUCUAGAUUUUUACUAAUAUACAUCGCUUACAUUUUUGGAGAUUCUAGGGACUUGGUGUCAGGGUUUACUUGAAGCUUAAUGACAUGUUAAAAACCCUUAUUUUAUAGUCUUAGAUCUAACACAGUUGUAAUGUUUCUAUGUUUAUCGCUUUAUGAUUAACAAACACAUAAACCCUGUGGCUUUACAGCGCAAUAAAACAAGAUAAAGCCUUCAUAA